CUUAAGUGUUUUAGAAAGUGGUCAAACAAACACCUUGUAACAAAGCGACAAAUACGGUGCAAUGGAGUCGAAGAAACUGAACAAGUGAUAUGCUACUACGGCGGGGCGCAGGAGGAGGAUGUGGAAUCUGACGGCUGUGCUGUGCCUGAUUUGGGCGGCGACCCUUCUCUACGGUGAGAUGUUCGCGUUCUGGGUUCCCUCUAUUUGGUCCUGUUCUUGGCCUCAUCUCCGCCGCCGAUCGAUGAGUGAAGUAGAAUAUUCAAGUGAUUACGUGAAAGUUGCUGUUCUUACUGAUCCACAGGUCAUGGAUAGAACCUCCCUUCCUCUUGCUCCAAAAUCACUGACUCUGGAGAUUGUGGAAUUCUACACAGAUUUGUUCAUGCGCAGAUCAAUGUUGGCAUCUAUAUUGCCUUUCCAACCUGAUGUGAUUUUGUUCUUGGGUGAUUACUUUGAUGGGGGACCUUCUUUAUCUAAUGAAGAAUGGCAGGAAUCUUUGAGUCGUUUUAAGCAUAUUUUUAACCUGAAUAUGCUUGAAAGAAGUACAAACACCCAAGUAUACUACCUUUCUGGAAAUCAUGAUAUUGGCUAUGCAGCUUCUCACUCUCGUAUGCCAGAGGUUAUUAAACGCUAUGAGAAAGAAUUUCGUUCAAGGAACUAUCGAUUUACAGUUGGAAAUGUGGAUUUCAUUGCCGUUGAUGCUCAAACUCUGGAUGGGAAUUCACAAGGAAACUUGACGACUGCAUCCUGGGAUUUUGUCAAAAAUGUCUCAAAGGAUGGUAGUUCGACUCCAAGGGUUCUAUUGACUCAUAUCCCAUUGUACCGGCCGGAUUGGACCUCCUGUGGUCCACACCGUUCUUCCCCAAUUAUCAAUCAGAGGGUUUCCCGUGCUGCUCGGAGUCAAGAAAUAAUGUACCAAAAUUAUCUCACUGAAGAGACAUCAAACAACUUGCUGGAUAUGGUCAAACCUGUACUCAUCUUGUCUGGUCAUGACCAUGAUCAGUGCACAGUGACCCACAUAUCAAAGUAUGGGCAAGUGAGAGAGCAUACGCUAGGGACCAUAAGUUGGCAGCAGGGUAACCUGUAUCCGUCGUUCAUGCUUUUAUCUGCAAGUAAUCAUGCAUUGCAUAAUGUAUCGAGCAAAGAAAAUGCAGUAUUAACUCAUCUCUGCUUUCUUCCUAUGCAAAUGCACAUUUACAUAUGGUAUAUUUGUCUUUUUGUUCUGACCCUUCUUGCCCUCCUCCUUUGGCCAACAAAAGGCAUAGGCUUCUCACAUCACUUAGGUCGUUUAAUGGGGUAUAUCAGAAGCCUAAUUAGCUGCAACUUUUUCAGACGUGUAGAAAAAGAGAAAAAUGAAGAUGAGAACUGUGAGUAUGAGAUGGUUUGGGAUGCUGAAGGAUCGAUGCAUCUUAUUAAAAAAACCUUGAAGACCCCUAUUAAAGUUUCAAAUGAGGGGAGCUCGUUGGAAAGGGGAAAUGCAGUGAUUCGGCCAACAGCUAAAAAACAGAUGUCGCAGGAAUCGGAUGCCUCUGUUUCUAUGGAUGUGAAUGUACAGGUAGGGUUGGAUGAUAUGGUAAAAUUACCAUCUAGAACAAGCAAAUCAAAGACAAGAAAGGUCAUACAGAGAUUGGUACGAACAUUUCGAUCACUUAUAGUCAUUGCUGCUGUGAACAUCCCUCUGUAUAUGAUGUUGCUCUUCAAGGAUUGGAUUGACAAAUGAUGUCAGAAUUCCACUUAACACGCUUUUGCAUGUACCUGCUCUUGCACGGAUGGGAUAUCAGGCUGAAGUUCAUCACCCGUUUGAAGCAUACGGGUACAUGUUAUUUCUACCUCGCUCCACUUAUUUCAGAAAUGGUGCUUCGACUUGUUCACAAAGUAUAUCAGCUGAACCCUGUCAUUUGUUCUCUACGGUUAUCAAAUUUCUUUAUUUGUACUGUAUAAUGAUUGAACAGUUGAGUUGUCUUGAAAAGUGGCACAACCUUACAGAAGAUACAUAUUUAUUUUUUGGUUAAAACUUACAGAAUAUAAUUGCUCCAUAAGCCAGUGUAUCAUCCUCUGUAUUUUUUAGUUUUUCUUCCUAGAAAUUGUUGAUGCACUUGUUUAAUUU
Molecule: messenger RNA, 2104 nt
Organism: Camellia sinensis
Lineage: Eukaryota; Viridiplantae; Streptophyta; Magnoliopsida; Ericales; Theaceae
Product: Calcineurin-like metallo-phosphoesterase superfamily protein
Biological process (GO): GPI anchor biosynthetic process
Cellular component (GO): endoplasmic reticulum
Molecular function (GO): hydrolase activity
Source: RefSeq, a predicted model, not a curated record